This is a messenger RNA of Arthroderma uncinatum, 1650 nucleotides long. Its product is annotated as Mob1 family protein. Lineage: Eukaryota; Fungi; Ascomycota; Eurotiomycetes; Onygenales; Arthrodermataceae. Bases 1 to 1650 code for a protein of 549 amino acids. Gene Ontology annotation, cellular component: cytoplasm. The record is from RefSeq and is a predicted model, not a curated record. The transcript is spliced from 2 exons.
AUGUCUGGGUCAGCAGCCUCGCCAUCAAGCUCGCCGCGCUUACCUAGCCCUCCUCCCUUUACGGAAGUGCAGAUUGCACCCAAGUCCCCGACUGUCAGUGAUGGAACGGGCGACGGAUCCGACGAAUUACUAGGCAUACCACAUGGCCAGGAUGAAGCCUCAGCACGAAGAAUCCAACCGGGCACCAAAGCUGCGGAUAUGGCCUCCGGGCCUCCCUUGGUCCCCCUCUCGGAGCUUGAUUCUCCAUUCCAACUUCAAGAGCAUCUCAAAGCCUCUUACCAUCACUUCACACAGCCCGCAGGUUCUGAUACCAUUGCCCCUAUAACCAGAGAUAUUGCGCGAGACCUGGCGGAGCCACCAGCGGGCGUGGAACGGUCUCUAUGGCUGUACGAGCUGUGCCGGUUCCUUACAAUGAAAGCAAACAAUCUGGUUAUUGCAUUCUUUGCCGAAGACCCGCCAUGCUCGGCGCAAACGUGUCCGGAAAUGCGUGCAUCUGAAUGGCAAUAUCUUUGCGCUGUCCACGAUCCCCCAAAGUCCUGCUGCGCGAUCGAUUAUUGCUGCCAUACGCUCGAUUGGGCAACAAAUGUUCUCACAUCGCCCAAAUUUUUCCCGAGUCGGCUUACCCUUGGCACUGACGCGACCGGAGGGCCGCAGGCCAGCAUGAGACACCUCACCAACGUUUUCCGCCGGGUAUAUCGAAUAUUUGCGCACGCUUGGUUUCAGCAUCGCGAUGUCUUCUGGCAGGUCGAAGGGCACGAUGGCCUUUACGUCUUCUUUAAAACCGUUUGUGACGUCUACAGCCUUAUCCCGGACGACAACUAUACAAUCCCUCCAGAAGCAGAAGGCGAAGAAGCUUCUAUCGCCAAUUCCGGAAGUGGUCAAGGUCAAGGCGUCAACAGGAGGUUGACCAUUCUACGCAAGGACGAUCCAGUAACAGUAACACCUCCCAACAGCCUCGAGGAACCCAGCGUGGGUUUAGCUGCGGCGACCACCAGACGACAUAGACAUUCUCCAUCAACCGGUGUUGGCGUCACAACAAUUGCGGAGGCAGCAGAGGACGAUGAUAUAAGCAAAAAUAUACUGGGAGGAAGCAGGCUACCCAAGGAUCCCAAGGUGGAGAGAAGGGAGAAGAUAAGCGAGGAGAUAACUGAGGAACUAUCCGAGGAGCCGGAGUCGAUUUCGUCGAGUGAGGACAAGAGUAUACCGCUUGAAACCCAGCCCAAGGAGGAGAAUCAAGCAAAUAAAACGGAAGAGUCUCAUGCAACAAUGAAGGAAGAACCCACCAUAUCUCCAUCGGCACCUGAAGAAGAGACGGAUGCUUCUGACAAGGAGCCGGUGGAGGAUGCUCCGGGGUCUCCUGGCCCGUCCGAACCCACCAUUUCAAAUAUGGACGAUGAGCUGACGAAAGAACCAGCCACAAAAUCAACUGAACCCCAGGAAGAAAAAGGAGAACCAGCUGAUAAACCUCAAUUGCCUCAGGAGACUGAAGAUGUAGCAGGCGAUCAAAAACCUGCCGCCGAGCCUGAAGAAUCCGCGGACCUUAGCACCUCAAAGGAGCUGCAACCUGAACCAGCUAUAGAAACGGAGAAAUCCGGGGAAACUGAAGAAAAAGAGGACAAGGAACAAGAGUCCAAGGCAGCUUCAUCUUAG